AUGCCUCCCCGCAAGCCCCGUUGCAACUUCAAGGAGUGCAAGGAAGCAGCCCAACGCAUCGUCGGAGACUGCAGCUUUUGCUCCGGCCAUUUCUGCUCCAAGCACCGCAUGCUGGAGGCUCACUCCUGCACCGGGCUGGAGGACUGCAAGAAGGAGUCACAUGCUCGCAACGCCGAUAAGCUGAACAGCGAGCGAACUGUCGUCGUCAAGGGCGUAUGA
Penicillium bovifimosum is the source of this 219-nucleotide messenger RNA. Its product is annotated as Nuclear protein. The coding region runs from base 1 to 219 and encodes 72 amino acids. The transcript has a single exon. NCBI's taxonomy places the organism in Eukaryota, Fungi, Ascomycota, Eurotiomycetes, Eurotiales, Aspergillaceae. The record is from RefSeq and is a predicted model, not a curated record. Gene Ontology annotation, molecular function: zinc ion binding.